This is a messenger RNA of Cornus florida, 750 nucleotides long. RefSeq lists its product as uncharacterized. The record is from RefSeq and is a predicted model, not a curated record. The coding region runs from base 1 to 750 and encodes 249 amino acids. NCBI's taxonomy places the organism in Eukaryota, Viridiplantae, Streptophyta, Magnoliopsida, Cornales, Cornaceae. The transcript is spliced from 2 exons.
AUGGUAGACUUCUUGGUGGCGGAUUGCCCAUCUGCUUACAAUGUUAUCCUAGGAAGAACUACUUUAAACUCGAUGAGGGCAAUCACUUUGACUUAUCACCUCUUGAUGCGUUUCCCUACAGAGCAGGGCGUAGGCGAACUAAGAGGAGAUCAGACCACUGUCAGAGAAUGCUAUGUUGCGUCUCUGAGAGAAAAGAAGCAGCAAGAGGCUUUGGUUGUCGAAGAAAUUGAAGAACAGGAGCGAGAUCGAGCCAAGUCAAUUGAGGACCUGGUGGAGAUAUGCUUAAAUGACAAUGACGUAACAAAAAAGUUCCUCAGACAGAAUCAAGAUGUGUUUGCAUGGUCACAUAAAGACAUGCCUGGUAUUGAUCCAACUACGAUCGAGCAUCGAUUAAACACGGAUCCCAUAGUCAAACCUAUCAGGCAAAAACGAAGAACAUUUGCCACGGAGAGGAACAUGGCUAUAUCAGAAGAGGUGAACAAGCUUCUGAAAGCUAAUUUCAUCCAACAGGUUAAUUAUCCCGACUGGUUGGCCAAUGUUGUUUUGGUAAAAAAGGCCAAUGAAAAAUGGAGGUUGUGCGUAGAUUUUACCGUUUUAAAUAAAAUCGACAUGUUAGUAGAAGGAAUGGCUGGCUAUGAGUUGCUUAGUUUCAUGGAUGCAUAUUCAGGAUAUAACCAAAUCUUAAUGCAUCCACCAGAUAGAGAAAAAACCUCUUUUGUCACGAACAGAGUUUGUAUUGCUACAAGGUGA